AUGAAUGACCAAAAGGGUGACACAAAAAAUAAUCAAAAAGUUGAUCAAAAGGAUGAGCAUAAAUCUGAUCAAAAGCCUGAGCACAAAGCUGACCAUAAGAAUGAUCAUAAGAGUGAGCAAAAAGUUGAACAGAAAGAUGAACCAAAGAGUGAACAAAAGCCAGAGGAACAUAAAGACCUUGAUUUUGAGCAAAUGAAAGCCAGAGCCCCAAAGCUUUUGGCUGAUAUGGUACAGAUGAUUAUCACAUGGCAGAAAAUGGGCUUCCAUGUGCCACGAGGUAUCAAGAACAUAUUUGAGUUUACAUGGGAAGAGCUCAUAGAGACGUUGCCAAGGAAAUCUUUCACUGGUUUAUAUUGUCCAGUUGUCAAACUCCUCCCCUAUGACGAGGUUGAACUCUCCUCCCCAACUACAUCAAGAAUUCAAAAGGUGGGCAUUAUGCCCACAGGGAAGAGGUCUAAUUAUUUGACUUCAUGUGAAAAUCAGCCGAUGCUCGUGAAAUUCCAAAAGCGGUCCAUCCAUCUCCUGACGGAACUUCUGAAGUUAAAGAUGAAGAUAAUGAUUGAUGCCGUUGCUGGUCCCAACUCUGAAGAGAUUGCAAAACGAUUCCUAGAAAGUGGUCAACAGCUAAGCCCCAAAUCCCGGGAAGAGGCAGCGGAAUUUAUGAGAGAACCCAGGAGGAAAGGACGUGGCGUGAUCCCAGCAAUGCCAGCAAUUCCUAUAACUUCCACCACCCAACUCAUACAGCAAAUGUCAUUGUCCUGUCUUUGCUUUUCAUUGACAUUCAAAGAAGGCCAGCCGCAAAAGAGCUCAGGUGGUAGCAGCAGCACUGGUCAAGACAAAGAGUCACUUUUAUCUGACAAAUUUGACCCAUGUCCUGAAGCUAGGGAGAAGCUCCGUGACAUCUGCCAUCUUAUAGAACAUGAGAAGAAUAUAGCCAUAGCAAAGGGCCAUGUGAGGCCCCUAAUACUGAAGAAUUACACAACUAUCCACAGGACGCCAUCUCAGGCCUUGAAAAGAGCUUCCAUCUCCCAACUAGCUUCUGAGAUCAGACGUUCAAAAGGGAAAAAAUUAUUCUUUGCUCUUCCUGAUGGAACAUCACUGAUUUAUUACCCAUCCGGAAGCAUUGCAGUUUUCCAAUUUCCCAUAUGCUGCAUAGGAAGAACAAUCACCCUUCUGUUUCAGGAUACUCCAAGUCAAAUGCUUUUAGGCAUGUUUACCCCGGGCCACUCAUGUCUAUGUUAUUCUUUUAAAGCAAGCUUUUCUGUGGCAUUGCUGAUGAACCAGGAAGGCGGGAGUGUUAGAGACAAAUAUGGCAAUUUAACCCACCACUGGAACUGGUAUUCCAGAAACCAAGUUCUACAGUCAUUAGAUUUUCAGAUAAAUGAACAGUUAAAGUUAAAGGUUCUUGGCCAAAAUUCCAUGACAAUUAGUUUUUCUGCCUUGAAUGAAAACAUCACCUUAUCUUUGAUAAGGCCUGGUUGUCUGCAUGGAUGCAAAGCUGAUAAACAG
Molecule: messenger RNA, 1509 nt
Organism: Python bivittatus (Burmese python)
Lineage: Eukaryota; Metazoa; Chordata; Lepidosauria; Squamata; Pythonidae
Source: RefSeq, a predicted model, not a curated record